Molecule: messenger RNA, 4281 nt
Organism: Oncorhynchus keta (chum salmon)
Lineage: Eukaryota; Metazoa; Chordata; Actinopteri; Salmoniformes; Salmonidae
Product: zinc finger protein 34-like
Exons: 4
Coding region: 753-2495 (580 amino acids)
Biological process (GO): regulation of transcription by RNA polymerase II
Molecular function (GO): RNA polymerase II cis-regulatory region sequence-specific DNA binding; DNA-binding transcription factor activity
Source: RefSeq, a predicted model, not a curated record
ACAGGACUUCCGGAAACAGACCUACGAAUCGGGUAGUGGGACAAUCUACAUUGGAACGCUCCUUAUUGCAGAGAGUAGACGACAUUUAUUUGAAGAAAAACUUUGUUUGUUCUUACGUUUAAUGUAAAUAAUGUUCAAAAUAUAAUAUUGCUAUUAUUAUCAAAUCUAGAUACUGAUUAGUAGGCUAUUUAUCGUGGAAAUUAUUUACAGGAAAUCUCCACGGAAGCGAUUCAUCCCGCCCACCAGACCGUAUAUUAUCUGGAAAAAACGAUCAACCCCCAUGCUCAGCAAGUGAUUUCAACCUUUUGGUAAUAACGAUUUGAAUCAGUAGUACAUUAUGGUGCAAAAUAUCCCUUUAUUGACUAGCAACACGGCUGGUAGUAGCAUGUUAGCUAGCUAGCUAUUUUUCUUUAGCAAGCUGGAUACGACCCCAGACAACUGUUACAUUGUGAACCUUGCAAUUUGAUCGUCUUAUUGAACCUUUGUUGCACUCUUUUACGCUGGACUGUCUUCGCCACUUGGUUGUUAGCGAGCUGGAGGAGCUGUCACUCUUGUUGGACAGAGAAACAGAUACGCGAUGUGUCAGUGAUAGUCAUAGCAUAUUUCUACCCACUUAUUCUGAAUAACAGGGCUUUCUGAAGAGAUUCACUUUAGGAUCACACACACAGUCCUGACUUGAUCCCACAUGCACAGAUGUUUGGUGCAGAUCCCACUGUGAAUUGAUCUGUAAAAAAGACACACACGCAAGCAGUAUGUCGGAGAACCUCGUCCUCACCUUCCAGACCCAGCUCUCGGGAGUCAUGGAGACGGUCCUAAAGUCAGCCAUAUAUGAGAUCACCAGACUGGUGGAGGAUGGCUUCCUGGAGGAGGUGUCCCGAAGCCGUGAGCAGGUCGAGUCGCUGAAGAAGAGGCUACAGCGGUCGGAGAACAGAGGAAGGGAGAGGGACAGAGAGGGAGGCCAGAGGGGGAAGUGUGCAGACUGUGGGAGAGCUGAUGGGGAAGGUGGAAGCUCUGGAAACUCACAGACAGGUGCGGAGAUGGGGUGUGGCCUGAAGCAGGAGAAGGUACCAGGGGAGGAGUGGAGCAGCUGUGGGGGCGUGGCCAGGGAAACAGCCUUCCAUGAUCUGGAGGCUGAGGCCACCAGCCUUAGGAGAACCUCUGAGUCCACAGAGGUCACAGGUCAGAAGCUGGACAGCCUGCUGAAAGAGGAGCCUCUCCACAACACUGAGCUACAGGAGAGAUGGGGUGUCUGCCUGGACGGUGCCGAUGGUUCAGACGUCUCGGGGCCCAGUAAGAGUUUCAGUGAGCAGGAGCUGCAGCAGUGCCAGGCUGACUGGGGAUCCGGUCUAGACCAGGGGCCUGAACCACCAGGCCCAGAGGGAAACCCAGGGGACCCCAGUCAACCUCUCUUCCAACCCCGUUACAGCAUGGAGGAUCUGGGGGGUGGCUUUGAGAAAUCUGGUUACGGCGGUGCUGGUGGUGGAGGAGGCCAUCGUCUAGACGUGGAAGGGCUGGAUAGGCUUCCUGGUUCUCCGUCUCAUCUGGAUGCGUUGAGCUACGGAGCUGUGGGUCACUACCAGGUGGACCUGGGGGGGUCUGAGGGGGGAGACCAUCACCAUCGCUCCCACAUGCCUGGGCCCCAUCGGAGCCGGAGGGAGCAGGUGGCGUCGCCAACGCCACCCCCCCACCCAGAGGUGGGUGUCCGGAACUGCCUGUUGAUCAACGAGGAGGGUUACCUGCAGGACUCCAGUGUCUUGUACCCUGAACACGGUGUCCCAGAGUCAGGUAGCAGAGCCGGCCACAGGGGGCUAACCUCCAUCCACUCUGGAAGCUCAGCCCACAACAACAACACAGAGAGCCUGUAUGGUGCCCCUGACAACUUUGGACUCUCUCUAAAUCUCAGAGAUCGUUCACAAGAGCAGGUAACAGAAGGAGGAGUAAUGGGAGGAGGGGGGAAGCGUCAUGCCUGCAAUCAAUGCACCAUGACAUUCUCAGACUCUGGCUCCCUUGAGGCCCACAAGCAGACACACAAAACAGGUAGAGUCUCAGGGUCAGGAUCUGGGCCUCCGUACUCCUGCACCAAGUGCGGUAAGUCCUUCACCCAGGCUUGCAACCUCAAGGUCCACCAGCGGGUCCACCAGGCAGAGGGACUCCACCUCUGCAGCCACUGCUCCAAGGGCUUCACCUCCUUCUCCGACCUGAAGAGGCACAAGUGCAUUCAGACAACAGACAAGCCCUACUGCUGCUCCAUCUGUGGGAACAAAUUCAGUCGGCUCUGGAACCUCAAGCUGCACCGGCGCGUUCACACGCAGGAGAAACCCCACCGCUGCACUAUGUGUGACAAGAGCUUCGCUCGGGCAGACAAUUUGAAGGUGCACCAGCGCACCCACACUGGGGAGAGACCGUACUGCUGCGCUGUGUGUGGACUCAGCUUCAAACAACUAAACCAUCUGAAGUGGCACCAGCGCAAACACAGGCUGGAUCUCCUGGCCUGAGCAGUGGUCUAGAAUUUUUUUUUUUUUGAGAAAUUGUUUUUAAAUAAGGACAUAAAAAAUAUGAACUGUUGGAAAUCUAACCAUGUGUUGAAUAUUAAUUAAUGUCUUACAUUAUGGACUGUCUAUAAAUUGUCUGUUAUAAUGAUCAUGCGUAACCUAUGAAACAUUUGAAUGAUGGGACAUUCAUAUGCUCGUGGGAAGUCGUAAGUCUGACAUGAUUGUGUUCAAGUGCAUUUUAAGUCAGACCAAUUCUUUAACCAAUAAGAUUUUUGCUAGCUUGUUUUCUAGCUCAUGAUGCUCAUAAUAAAGUUAUCUAGUUUGCUUAACAUUGACAGUAUGGUAAAACUAGCUACAUUAUCCAAAUUGAUAAGUUUUUAAUUGUCAAAAUUGGAUUUGUUGUCAAGUUUUGGUUGAAUAGGUAUAAGUGGUUUCCCAGUUGUAAUUACCAUUUAGAGGGUUGUUCAAGUGAAACUUCCCAGUCCAGCCCAGAUUUUUGCAUACAAAUAAAACAAAAUAAAACACAUUUUAAAGCAACUAGUUUAAUCCCGCAGAACAUAAAAACCAAGGCGUGAGACAUGAACACAGUACACCUAUAUUUAAACUUGUUUUUAGGCUUCUAACUUUCCUAAUAAAAAAAUAAUAAUAAAAACAAAUUAUGACAAAUAACCAGAAUAUGUUUCAAAAACAAUUAUUCAAGUCUCAAUUCAAAUUCCCUGUGCUCAAGAAUGCCAAGGUAACCUGUCUAAAUGACUAUCAUCCUGUAGUACUCACAUCUGUAGCCUAAAAUGCUUUGAAAGCCUGGUCAUGGCUCACAUCAACACCAUCAUCCCAGAUGACCUGUACCCACUCCAAUUUGUAUACAGCCCCAACACUUGGACAAAAGGAACAGCAACAGUACAUGAGAAUGCUUUUCAUUGGCUAAAGCUCAGCAUUCAACGCCAUAGUGCCCUCCAAGCUCAUCACUAACCUCAGGACCCUGGGACUGAACCAUGGACUGAAGACCUCCCUCUGCAACUAGAUCCUGGUCUUCGUGACGUGAAGCCCCCAGGUAGUGAGGGUAGGCAAUAACACACCCGCCACACUAACCAUCAACACGGGGGGCCCUUCAGGGAUGCGUGCUUAGUCCCCUCCUAUACUCUCUGUUCACCCACGAUGCCUGGCCACGCACAACUCCAACAUCAUCAUUUAGUUUGCCGACAACACGAUGGUGGUAGGCCUGAUCACCGACGACGAUGAGACAGCCUUUAGGGAGAAGAUCAGAGACCUGGCAGUUUGGUGCCAGGACAACAACAAGACAAAAGAGCUGAUUGUGGAUUACAGGAAAUCGAGGGCCGAGCACGCACCCAUUCACAUUGACGGGGCUGUAGUGGGUCGAGAGCUGCAAGUUCCUCGGUGUCCACAUCACCAAAUUAUUUUGGUGGCAGGUAGCCUAGUGGUUAGAGCAUUGGGCCAGUAACUGAAAGGUUGCUGGAUUGAAUCCCUGAGCUGACAAAGAAAAAAUCUGUAGUUCUCCCCCUGAGCAGUUAACCGACUGUUCCCUGGUAGGCUGUCAUUGUAAAUAAGAAUGUGUGAUUAACUGACUUGCCUGGUUAAAUAAAGGUAAAUUAAAAAAUAUCACGGUCCCAACACAGUUUUGAAUUACUUUUAUUAUUAUGUUUUACUUUUCUAUUUUUUCUGUAUUUUCUUUCUCUGCAUUGUUAGGAAGGGCCCGUAAGUAAGCAUUUCACUGUUAGUCCACACCUGUUGUUUACGAAGCAUGUGACAAAUAAAAUUUGAAUUCAAAAUU